UUCAGAACGCCUGACGGCAGCUGCAACAACGUCAAUCGCUGGGAAUGGGGAAAAGCGAGAACAGGCGCUGGUCGCCUAUUGACACCCACUUACCGAGAUGGUAUUUCUACACCGCGCACUUUGAGCAUUUAUGGAAGAAACCUCACGUCCGCAAGAAAAAUAAGCACCUACACGAUCUACACCUACGAAUGGUAUCAAGAUCCCGUCUCAAACCUCUACCUGAUGCAAUUCGGUCAGUUCCUGGACCACGACUUGACGAAAACUGCCCUGACCAACACAGCAUCUGCGUACGCAUCUUCGAUCGCAUGUUGCUCAUCCGACGGGAACAUCACUGUUCCUUCUCCGCAUCAGGCUUGCUUCCCAAUUGAGAUUCCGGGUGACGACGGCUUUUACUACACUCACAAACAGAAAUGCAUGGAAUUCGUGCGAUCUGCGUUUGCUUCCAGACAAAGCAGCGACCCUUCGUGGUCAAAUCAGGUGAAGUUUCCUGAAAGC
Molecule: messenger RNA, 495 nt
Organism: Notodromas monacha
Lineage: Eukaryota; Metazoa; Arthropoda; Ostracoda; Podocopida; Cyprididae
Source: the annotation of a GenBank genome assembly